This is a messenger RNA of Triplophysa rosa, 1040 nucleotides long. RefSeq names its product endonuclease domain-containing 1 protein-like. Gene Ontology annotation, molecular function: metal ion binding; nucleic acid binding; hydrolase activity. The transcript has 2 exons. Lineage: Eukaryota; Metazoa; Chordata; Actinopteri; Cypriniformes; Nemacheilidae. The record is from RefSeq and is a predicted model, not a curated record. Bases 48 to 911 code for a protein of 287 amino acids.
AGUGUUUAAGAAUUGAAAGAGAUGAAUUGUUGCUGUAUUUCUGCUUAAUGGUUCAGAUCACGGUGAAGAUGAUGUUAAUCAGUGGCUCUGUGCUGCUUCUGCUGGCUUUUCCAGCCGUCAUCUCUGAAGUUGUAGACUUCAGUGAGUGUAGCGAGUUUUUCUUUGAAGGAAAGUCUCCAGUGAUUCCUGGCGUUCUGGAGAAUUCACUUUCCCAGGAUAAUCGAUACAAAACGAUCUGUCAAAAAUAUGAGAACAGUUACAGAUUUGCGACACUCUUCGACACAACAAACAAGGUUCCAGUUUUCUCAGCCUACAAAUUCACUGCGGCUGCACAAAUCUCAAGACUACGAGAUGGAUGGAUGAUUGAGCUUCAGCUCGAACUCUUCAAUGACGGGAUGGGCGUGCCAUAUGCAAAUCAAGCCAUAGAUGAAGACUACUUCUAUAAUAACCAGAAUGUGGGUCGCGGUCAUUUGUUUCCCAGCUGUCAUUCACCUGAUAAGGUCUUCGCUCAAUCUACAUUCACAUUGACCAACACUGUGCCACAAAAGGAAAGCUUCAAUAGCGGCAGCUGGAAUCGCAUGGAAAUAGAGACUAAAGAUUUGAUGGGUAAAUACUGCGUCGAUGAAAUGGAUCAAAAUAAAGUUUUGGCCCAUGUGUUGACAGGAGCUGUGCCUGGCAACAAUAAACUAAAUGAGAGAGUGAACAUUCCAUCAUUCAUGUGGAUGACAUUCUGCUGCUAUAACAACUCCAGUCAGUCGUGGAUCUCUCAAGCUUACUGGGCUCCAAAUGAAGAUGAAAACAAAGCAGACAACAUCACAAUUGCUGAAAGAAGCCUGCAAGAAUUACAGGAAUUUCUGAGUACAAAAUGGGUGAAAAUCACACAACUAUUUGACAACAGCUGCACAAAAUGAAGAUGCACUCAGAAUACUUGAAAUGACCGUUCGUUGUCGGUCUAAGCAUUUUAUAGCUCUAUAUCUAUUUUGGCAAAGUUUACCCAUAUAUACAGUAGUAUCUAGUAUCCAUAUAUAAUAUGCUGUAAA